AUGACGGAAGCGGACAACUACGAUGACGAGCUCGUCUCGGCCAAUCCGAACCAACGGAACUGGCGAGGGAUCCUGAUUGCCCUGCUCGUUAUCAUCGUUGUACUGGCGCUGAUCGUGACAUCCGUGGUACUGCUGACACCCCCGGACGAAGGUCCCCGUGUGAAGGGCCAACGGAUACGAUUGCAGGACAUCAUCGAUGGCGAGUACGCACCGAAGAAACUCAACGGUAGUUGGAUUGGACCCGAUGAAUUCCUCUACCAAAACCACUGGGGAGAAAUAAGUUUGCUCAACAUGAAUAAUCUGUCGGAACGGGUUCUGAUGUCCAACACGACAAUGAAAACCCUUGCCCCAGUGAAAUUUUCCAUCUCGGCCGAUCGACGGUACUUACUGCUAGCGCAAAACGUCAACAAGCUGUUCCGACACUCGUUUUUGGCACAGUACACCGUUUACGACAUAACUACCAGUGAAACGAUCCCGCUGACGAUCAAUUCGAAUAAUGAAGAUUGGCCGUUCCUGCUGCACGCCGAAUUCACUCCCAAGGGGCAAGCCAUCGUGCUGGUGUACAACUACGACAUCUACUAUCGACCAUCGGCCCGGGCUACGCAGGCCCACAGGCUGACGAAGAACGCCAUACCCGGUAUCGUCUACAACGGUGUACCCGAUUGGCUAUAUGAGGAGGAAAUUCUGCACACCAACAAAGCCAUUUGGCUGUCCACCGAUGGCCACCUGAUGCUGUACACCACCUUCAACGACACGCUCGUACAGGAGCAACAGUUUGCCUGGUACGGCACGGCGACCGGUGACAUCAAUCUCUACCCCCAGAUUCGUUCCCUACGAUAUCCCAAACCGGGUACCAGCAAUCCGACGGUCACACUCAACGUUGCCGAUCUGACCGACCCGAAAACCAUUCGGAUGAACAAACUUACACCGCCACCGAUUCUACUCAAUCAAGAGCAUUACUUUACCAGCGCGUCCUGGGUGUCACCGUCGGAGGUCAGCGUAGUUUGGAUGAACCGGCCCCAGAACCUGUCGGUCGUGACGCUGUGCAAAAGCCCGAUGUGGUACUGUCAGGAGACACACCGGAUUAGUGGCGAUGGACGUGGCUGGGUCGACGAGAUGUCUGUACCGUUCUUCAGCCUUAAUGGCAGCUCGUACAUUGCCAUCUCACCGCUGCGCGAUGGUUCCGCAGGACACUUUCGGCACCUGGUCCACGUACACAUUGGCAAAAAGCGCAUCAUACCGUUGACUCAUGGCCGGUUCGAGGUUAAUAAAAUUCUCCACUGGGAUCAGGCGAACAACUUCGUAUACUACCUCGGAAUUCCGGAGCACUCCCCGGCUCAGCAGCAUCUGUACCGGGCCUCCUCACUGCCACCGAAGCAAGGUACCUCGCCCCGACCGCCGCGUUGUCUCACCUGUAGCCAUCAGCACAGUUCGCAUGCGCACGUCACCAUCAAGGCGUCGAACCGCGUGCAGCAACAGUGGAACGACGACUGGGAAGAUAUCGAGGAUGAGGAGGAGGAGUACGUGGAGGUGCCGAUGACAACACCACCGACGAAGCGAAAGCGAAAACCCUCCGAACCGGAGGUGGUGGCCCCGAUGCCCCCGAUGCCCUGCCAAUACUUUACGGCCAUCUUUGCGCCGAGCAAUAGCGAGUACGCGCUGAUCGAAUGUCUCGGUCCGAUUGUACCGUUCAGUGCCAUCUAUCGUAUUGUGCCCGAUGUUGCCAAGAGCCCAACGCAGGUGCUGUACUACCUGCAAAACAAUACGGCACUGGCCGAGCGUAUCAGCAAAAUUGCACUACCGCAGGUUAAGUCCUUCCCGGUGAUGAUAUCGGGCGGAUAUCAUGCACAGGUGCGACUCUUCUUGCCGCCCGGACUGCGGGAAGACGAGAUCACACGUUACCCGAUGAUUGUGCAAGUAUACUCCGGACCCGGUACGCAACUGGUGACGGACAAGUGGCGUGUCGAUUGGAACACCUAUCUUGCUGGCACCAAGGAUUACAUCGUGACGCAAAUUGAUGGCCGAGGAUCGAGUGGCCAGGGCUAUCAGCUGCUACACGAAGUUUACCGAAGGCUCGGCACGGUCGAGGUAUCCGACCAGCUCGAGGUGGCCGAAUAUCUGCGCGACAGUUUACACUUUGUCGACAAGCGGCGGGUCGGCAUUUGGGGCUGGAGUUACGGUGGAUACACGGCGGCCCUUGCAAUGGCCAGCCCUACCAGCCUGUUCCAGUGUGGCAUCAGUGUUGCACCCGUCACUAACUGGAAGCUUUACGAUUCCACGUACACCGAACGGUACAUGGGCAUGCCGAACGUAACAGACAACUAUAAGGGCUACGAGGAUAGUGAUCUGUCGAAGCACGCGGAAAAACUGCGGGACAAGCAGUUUCUCAUGGUUCACGGUACGGCGGACGAUAAUGUGCACUUCCAGCAGAGUAUGGUGUUUUCGAAGGCGCUCUCCAGCAAGGGCGCACUGUUCAAGCAGCUGAUAUACCCGGACGAGGGCCACAAUCUGGCCGGCGUGAAGAAGCACCUCUACCGUUCGAUGACGCUCUUCCUCGAGGACUGUUUCCGGAAGCUGGUACCACUGGACGUAAAGCCUGGCCUGGGAAAUGGUGGUUCCAGUGAUUAA
Anopheles marshallii is the source of this 2628-nucleotide messenger RNA. It is a transcript of the gene Dpp10, whose product is annotated as venom dipeptidyl peptidase 4. The record is from RefSeq and is a predicted model, not a curated record. Gene Ontology annotation, biological process: proteolysis. Gene Ontology annotation, molecular function: serine-type peptidase activity; dipeptidyl-peptidase activity. The transcript has 16 exons. Bases 1 to 2628 code for a protein of 875 amino acids. Lineage: Eukaryota; Metazoa; Arthropoda; Insecta; Diptera; Culicidae.